CCGGUGGUCGGUGCCCACGGACAAGAAGCGUGUGCGUGCGCCACGAGCCCGACGAACAAGGGAACGAGGCCAUUUCCACCGGUGGGUCAAACUAGGAGAAGCAAGCAAAGCUCCCACCUUUAGCAGAAUCCGCCCAAAAGGCUGCACCGCGCUUCGGCCUCGUUCCUUCUCUCCAGGGCCAUGGAUGUAGAUGAUGUGCUCAGUAACUUGCGUGUUGUUGGUGUGCCAACAAAGAGCGCAAUUUACAUAUGGGGUUAUAACCACAGUGGCCAGACUGCCCGAAAGGGCAAGGAGUGCCACUUGAGGAUCCCCAAGAGCCUCCCUCCCAAACUAUUCAAAUUGGGGAAUGGGAAGAGCCUCAGGUGGACCGAUAUUGCAUGUGGCCGUGAGCACACUGCUGCAGUUGCUUCUGAUGGAUCACUGUUCACCUGGGGUGCUAAUGAGUUUGGCCAGUUGGGAGAUGGAACAGAGGAGAGCGCAAAGGAACCCAAGAAGGUCAAGUCAUUGGAGACUGAGUUUGUAAAAUCAGUAUCCUGUGGAGCACAUUGUACAGCUGCUGUUGCUGAGCCUCGAGAAAAUGAUGGCACGGUAUCCAAAAGCAGGCUUUGGGUUUGGGGACAAAAUCAGGGUUCUGAUUACCCUCGUCUAUUUUGGGGAGCUUUCACACCAAACACGGUGAUUAAGCAGGUUUCUUGUGGAGCUGUUCAUGUCAUGGCUUUAUCCGAGGAUGGUUUACUGCAAGCAUGGGGCUACAAUGAGUACGGUCAGCUUGGCAGAGGUCGUACUUCUCAAGGACUUCAGGGAGCUCGUGUGUUAAAUGCUUAUGCAAGGUUCCUUGAUGACGCCCCCGAGCAAGUGAAGAUUGUUAGAGUUUCAUGUGGCGAGUACCAUACAGCAGCUAUAUCGGAAAACGGGGAGGUGUAUACUUGGGGACUGGGAAGCAUGGGGCAGCUUGGGCAUUGCUCCCUCCAAUCUGGAGAUAACGAGCUGAUCCCUAGGCGAAUUGUUGCACUUGAUGGAAUAGUAGUUAGAGAUGUGUCUUGUGGAGGGGUCCACUCUUGUGCUGUGACUGAAAGUGGAGCUCUAUAUGCUUGGGGUGGAGGACAUGUGGGUCAGCUGGGAGUUGGGCCUCAGGGUGGUUUCUUUUCUUGUUCCCUUAAUGGAUCUGACAUGCUGCUUCGAAACAUCCCAGUCCUGGUGAUACCCUCAGGUGUUCGUCUUGCUACCUGUGGGCACUCUCACACACUUGUAUCUAUGAAAGAUGGCCGCAUAUAUGGGUGGGGCUAUAAUAGUUAUGGUCAGGCGGCAAAUGAGAAAUCUACUUAUGCUUGGUUCCCCUCUCCAGUUGAUUGGUGUGUUGGUGAAGUGAGAAGACUAGCUGCUGGAGGUGGCCAUUCUGCUGUUUUGACUGAUGCUUGUUCAUUAAAAGAGCUGUGUGAGUUCAAGCUUGCAGAGACUGUGAACCUUUCAAAUGCUGAACUAAUAGAAGACGUUGCAUCACGGACUGGUGCUGAUGCCUUGGCACGCUUGUGUGGGAAAGUAAGGGAACAUUUGGAUAAGGAGGGAGAAUGUGAGUUCUUGGAAAAGCAAGUGGCUGAAGAAGUUAACAAGCAAGUUAGGCCACUAGCAAGAUAGUGGAAGCGGUCUGAGGCUGAAGCCAGUCAAGACCAAAACAGUGAUUCAUCUCACAAUUAAAAAGAUUGGCCUCCCAUUGAAGUUAUUGAUUCAGACAUUAAUUGCUGUGGUCAUGGAAAAUCUGUGACUCCUCGAUUGAUUCUGAUUAGUCUGUAAACCUCCAUUGUUAUUUGGUGGUGUGCCUCUCAGUUGUAUCGAAAGAGCAGAGGCUCUGUAUGUGUCAUCAACUUGCUCCGGAGUGUCAGGUUGCUAUAGAAACCUUUGUAUUCGUGGAACUUGAAAGACAUGUACUCCCUCCAUACCCAGAUUAAUAAACGUUUUAGCCAGGAUC
Molecule: messenger RNA, 1966 nt
Organism: Sorghum bicolor (sorghum)
Lineage: Eukaryota; Viridiplantae; Streptophyta; Magnoliopsida; Poales; Poaceae
Product: ultraviolet-B receptor UVR8
Exons: 9
Coding region: 181-1635 (484 amino acids)
Source: RefSeq, a predicted model, not a curated record